Lathyrus oleraceus (garden pea) is the source of this 1422-nucleotide messenger RNA. Its product is annotated as F-box/kelch-repeat protein At5g43190. The record is from RefSeq and is a predicted model, not a curated record. Gene Ontology annotation, molecular function: protein binding. The coding region runs from base 110 to 1279 and encodes 389 amino acids. The transcript has a single exon. NCBI's taxonomy places the organism in Eukaryota, Viridiplantae, Streptophyta, Magnoliopsida, Fabales, Fabaceae.
CAAACAUAUAUUAAGCAGAGUCGGUCGUCAAAGUUGUUUCCUGCUUUGAGAUGAAACACCAAAUCCGACCAAAACCAAAUCACAAACAAAACAAUCUCGUAAACUCCGAAUGAAGAACCAAAACAACCUUAACAUAAUCACCAAGAAUCCAGAAUCACCUCUAACAUCAAACAUGGAUCCUCAAAUUUGGAGCAAAUUACCACCUGAAAUCCUAGAAAAUGUUCUCUCUUUCCUUCCUCUCAAAACCUUCAUGAGUCUUAGAUCCACUUGCAAAGGUUUCUGGCCAUUGAUUUUCUCUCCUUCAUUCAUCUCCAAACACUCACCUUCUUCUUCACCUUUCUCUUCUUUUCUCUUACUUUCUCACCCUCAAUUCCGCACUCACUUUCCUCUCUAUGAUUGCAACCUUCAAACAUGGCGUAACAUCUCUCUUUCGUUCUCUGAUUCACUUCACUCUUCACCACCUUCUUUCACUACUACUCUUGUCUCUUCUGGUGGUCUUUUCUGUUUAACCGAUUCUCUUUCAUGUUCUUUACUUGUUUGUAACCUUUUAGCCAAAUCCAAAAGAAAAAUUCAAUACCCUAAUUUCAAUCUUCAUAUUGAGCAUCUUACCUUUGUUUCAACUCCAAAAGGGUACUUCAUUUUUAUACUCUCUUCUGAAUCAUCUUCAAAUAAUGCUUAUCUUUAUGAAUCAAACUCAAAGGUUGAAUCUUGGAGGAAAUUCAAUGGUUUUGAUCCGAUUCUUAGUGAUAACCCUCAUCAACAAGGUGUUUACUUUAAAGGAGGUUUGUAUUUUGCUACACCAGAGCCUUUUUCUGUUGUGUAUUUUGAUUUGGAAAAUGGAAAAUGGGAGAGGCCUGUUUGUGAUUUACCUAAUCAACUCACUUUUGUGAGAUUGGUUAGUAUGAAUGAUGAUGAUGAUGGUGAUUAUGAUGGUAAAAAACUGUUUUUGAUUGGUGGGGUUGGGAGCAAUGGAAUUUCAAGGAGUAUUAAACUAUGGGAAUUGAGUGAAGAAGGGACUAAUUGGGUUGAGAUUCAGAGUUUGCCUGAUUUGAUGUGUAGGAAAUUUGUGUCAGUUUGUUAUCAUAAUUAUGAACAUGUUUAUUGUUUUUGGCAUGAAGGAAUGAUUUGUAUAUGCUGUUAUACUUGGCCAGAGAUUUUGUAUUAUUUGGUUUCUAGAAGGACUUGGCAUUGGCUUCCUAGGUGUUCUUCUUUGGCUUUGAAAUGUAGCUGUGGAUUUAAGUGGUUUUCUUUUGUUCCUAAGUUGUAUGCUCAAGUUUGAAGGGUGAAAAAGAGUGAAUGUUUUUUGAGGUUUUUGUUUUAUGGUUCUUGUGUUGUAGAACUUGUAUGUAAUGUAUCAUGUAACAACCAGAAAUGUUAUGUUAUGAGGAUUGCACCAUAUUUUAAUUUAAAGUUUGUUUAAGA